Gilbertella persicaria is the source of this 767-nucleotide messenger RNA. Its product is annotated as 40S ribosomal protein S24. The record is from RefSeq and is a predicted model, not a curated record. Gene Ontology annotation, biological process: translation. Lineage: Eukaryota; Fungi; Mucoromycota; Mucoromycetes; Mucorales; Choanephoraceae. Gene Ontology annotation, cellular component: ribosome. Gene Ontology annotation, molecular function: structural constituent of ribosome. The transcript has a single exon. The coding region runs from base 440 to 763 and encodes 107 amino acids.
AUUGUAUCAACAUGGUAUGUAAUAAUAUCAUCUAGAUAUGAAGGCAUCCAAGCUCAUCCAUUAUGCAAUGUUGCAUUGGACAUGAAUGAGAACACAACCCCUAAAAGAAUUGUCAUCUGUAUCCAACCAGCCAGAAAAAAAAGGGAGACACAUGAACCAAUGCACCUCAUGCAAUUCAAUCUUGCUUAUAGUCUCUCUCUUUUUCUCUUGCAUACAUGCACAACUCAUUGAUUUGCAUAUGCGCGCUGAAAGAAAAGGACGUGUCAUUUCGUUUGAUAGCUAUAUUGUCAUAAUGGGAUUAGCAUGCGAUGUUUUCAUAUACAAACAACAUCAAUAUGAGUACACUAGUUGCUGACAUUCUUUCUUUUAUUAGGCCGACGCUACUGUCACUAUCAGAACUCGCAAGUUCCUCACCAACCGCUUGCUUCAACGUAAGCAAAUGGUCGUCGAUGUCAUCCAUCCCGGUCUUGCCAACGUCUCCAAGGAUGAACUCCGUUCCAAGAUUGGUAAGAUGUACAAGGCUGACAAGGAAGUUGUUUCUGUCUUUGGUUUCAAGACUCACUUUGGUGGUGGAAAGACCACUGGUUUCGCUUUGAUCUACGAUAACGUCGAAGCUUUGAAGAAAUUCGAACCCAAGCACCGUCUUGUCCGUAUUGGUCUUGCUGAAGCUCCCAAGGGUGGUCGUAAGCAACGUAAGGAAAAGAAGAACCGUGAAAAGAAGUUCCGUGGUGUCAGAAAGUCCAAGAAGCCCAGAAAGGAAUAAAUUG